UCUCUCUUAUAAAUGAAACUUUGGAUUUUGCCUUUGCCAAAGUUCCUCAAGUUAUUUAUUCAUCUAAAAGACAGUGGGAUUCUGGAUGGACUGUGUUUCCAGUGCUGACUGAACCGAGCAGGAACGAGCUGUAACAUGAACUCAACCGGACGUCUGGACGGCCUGAAUGACGCUUUCUCAAAGAACUUCAUCGCCUUUGUUCUUGGCGUCAUCAUCAACUGUAUCAAUGGAGCUUUUGUCUACACCUACUUUAAGAAUGAAGUCUUAUACCGAGACCCCAGGUAUGUGCUGUACAUCCAUCUGGUGAUCAACGACAUGAUCAUGCUAACGUUUUCUGUGGCGCUGCACAUCUUUACCUACACCAUCCCUCUGACGUUUGCUCCCUGCUGCAUUAUACUGCUCAUCUUACUCACUACCACCAAGAACAGCCCUCUGAACCUGGCCGGAAUGGCAGUCGAGCGUUACAUUGCUGUCUGCCGACCUCUUCAUCACGCCCAGAUCUGCACUGUCCAGCGAGCCUAUGCUCUGAUUGCACUCACCUGGGUCGUCUCCUUCAUACCCGGCCUCACAGAUAUCAUGAUCGUCCUCGCCACUCAGCCUCUCUCUAUAUUCUCAAGGAUUAUCUUCUGUUUCCCUUCAUAUCUGUACAACACACCGUACCACAAUGCUCAAAGUGUGACUGUUCAGGUGAAAUGUUGAUUGUUAUU
Lates calcarifer (barramundi perch) is the source of this 707-nucleotide messenger RNA. RefSeq names its product odorant receptor 131-2-like. The transcript is spliced from 3 exons. Bases 136 to 699 code for a protein of 187 amino acids. NCBI's taxonomy places the organism in Eukaryota, Metazoa, Chordata, Actinopteri, Centropomidae. Gene Ontology annotation, molecular function: G protein-coupled receptor activity. The record is from RefSeq and is a predicted model, not a curated record. Gene Ontology annotation, cellular component: membrane. Gene Ontology annotation, biological process: G protein-coupled receptor signaling pathway.